ACUUCCUCCCACAAACCAGCUGCACCCUUUUCUUGGCACACAAACUUGGAGUAAGUGCGAAGGCACUGUAUACUUACUUGACUGGACAAGCUCAGCCAUAUGGUUUAUCAAAAUGCCUAGCUCUUAAAAAGAAAGCAAAAUGCUAAUUCACAUGAAGACCGCUUGCACUGACUGUGCAUUUAAUAUCAACUGCAGCCACUUUUUACCAGCAGCACCGAGAGAAGAAGAUGAAAAGAGCAAGCUUGGACAAAGCUGGCCCAGCAACCUCUGAGAAGCCAACACUUUGCCUGUUUCCUUUGGAGUUUGUCUCACCAACAACAUGACGGAAAAUCGCAUUUCUCGUUGGUAUUUUGGUGGACUAUCUUCCAGUGCAGCUGCCUGCUUAACACACCCGCUGGAUUUAAUCAAGGUGCACUUACAAACACAGCAGGAGGUGAGGGUGAGGAUGAUCGGGAUGACCGUUAACGUAGUGAGGAGAGAAGGCUAUCUGGCUCUCUACAGUGGCCUCAGUGCUUCUCUCUGCCGGCAGAUGACUUAUUCUCUGUCACGCUUUGGCAUUUAUGAGACUGUCAGAGACAAGGUGAACAGAAAAAAUAAAGGUCUCAUGCCGUUUUACCAGAAGGUUCUGCUGGGGGCCUUUGGAGGGUUUGCAGGUGGUUUCAUUGGGACCCCAGCUGACCUGGUGAAUGUCCGAAUGCAGAAUGAUGUGAAGUUGCCGUUCAAGCUCAGAAGAAAUUAUGCUCAUGUGUUCGAUGGGCUGUUACGUGUUUGGAAAGAGGAGGGGAUAAGGAAACUGUUCUCCGGUGCUACAAUGGCUUCUACUAGAGGCGCACUCGUCUCUGUUGGACAGCUGUCCUGUUAUGACCAGUCUAAACAGCUGGUUCUGGCCACUGGUUACCUUGCUGACAACAUCCUCACUCACUUCCUGGCCAGUGUGAUUGCAGGUGGCUGUGCAACGAUCCUGUGCCAACCACUUGAUGUUGUUAAAACAAGAUUAAUGAACUCAAAAGUGGAAUAUAGGAGCGUGUUUCACUGUCUAACGGAAACAGCAAAGCUUGGCCCGAAGGCGUUCUACAAGGGUCUUGUACCUGCAGCUAUCCGCCUCAUCCCUCACACAGUCUUCACCUUCAUAUUCCUCGAGCAGCUGAGGCAGCAUUUUGGCGAGGUGGUCGUCGCCUGAGAGAACAAAGUCGCCCUUCGAGGUAGCGGAGGCUAGUCAUCGCAGUUUCAUUGAUCCUGAUCAGUUUGUCUUGAUGGGAAUCUAACAAACCAAGCUUCCCCCUGACAUGGGGAGUAAUAAAGAUUAUCUUAUCUUAUCUUAGGAGUGAACAGACAUACCCCCAGAUAUCUGAGGAAAUCAUUUUUCAUGCAUCAUGUUCUUCAUUUGUCACAAAAAUGACUCAUGCAUCCAUAUUCAAAGUUUUAUAUAAGGUACCAGAAGGACAUGAACUGCAGUAUGUUGCUUUUAUUUUAUUUUUGUUACAUUUUUGUGUCUGUCACAGCAUUACAAAGAAGGAUGACAUCAAUUAUUCAUUUUCACCCUUGUGGCACUUUACCUGUAAUGAGCUAACUGUACAACUAUAACUAGGACCUAAGUAUUGUAUAAGAAUGCAAAUAAACUUAACUAACCAAUGUUCUUUUACAAGAAGAAAUGUGUUUUGCAUGAAUUUGUCUCAAAUCUUGCCUGAACCGAGCUGUUGGACUGCCUGAUAAAAGGCCUCUGCUGCCCUCUGGGGGACAGUGUUAGGUUAAAAAAUAAUGAGCUAAUGCUUUUAUGCUAAUGUUAACGCUAUUAUGUAAUGUGUGUUUGUAAUGAUGCAGAAUUUGAACAUAUUCGUGACUGUAUGUUUUUCUGUUGUUAAAAUAUGUGGAGAAAACCA
Molecule: messenger RNA, 1880 nt
Organism: Acanthochromis polyacanthus (spiny chromis)
Lineage: Eukaryota; Metazoa; Chordata; Actinopteri; Pomacentridae
Gene: slc25a10a
Product: solute carrier family 25 member 10a
Exons: 11
Coding region: 320-1180 (286 amino acids)
Biological process (GO): mitochondrial transport; thiosulfate transport; oxaloacetate transport
Cellular component (GO): mitochondrial membrane
Molecular function (GO): malate transmembrane transporter activity; oxaloacetate transmembrane transporter activity; sulfate transmembrane transporter activity
Source: RefSeq, a predicted model, not a curated record